Molecule: messenger RNA, 1957 nt
Organism: Colletotrichum destructivum
Lineage: Eukaryota; Fungi; Ascomycota; Sordariomycetes; Glomerellales; Glomerellaceae
Product: Putative glucose-6-phosphate dehydrogenase, NAD(P)-binding domain superfamily
Exons: 7
Coding region: 165-1688 (507 amino acids)
Biological process (GO): glucose metabolic process; pentose-phosphate shunt, oxidative branch
Cellular component (GO): cytosol
Molecular function (GO): NADP binding; glucose-6-phosphate dehydrogenase activity
Source: RefSeq, a predicted model, not a curated record
CGCCCAGCAUCUCUUCCCAAAACCUUCCCAACUCGCUCUUCUGCCAUUUGCUUGCUAACUCUUGUUUCCUGCUACCGAGGCGUUUUCAUCCCCUCUCUUCUAUACACCUUCCGCACCAAAAGAAUACCCAUAGUCGAGCCGCUUCACCACCGAAUUCCUUCAUCAUGGCCGACCUCAGCUCCGCCGCAGCUUCCAUGGAGCUCAAGGAGAACACCGUCAUCGUCGUUCUCGGUGCCUCCGGAGAUUUGGCGAAGAAGAAGACCUACCCUGCGUUGUUUGGUCUGUACCGAAACCAGUUUCUCCCCAAGGACAUCAAGAUUGUCGGAUAUGCGCGGACAAAGAUGGACCACGAGGAAUACAUCCGCCGCAUCAGAUCUUACAUGAAGACACCCACGAAGGAGAUUGAGCAGCAGCUCAACGACUUCUGCAACCUCUGCACCUACGUUUCCGGCCAGUACGACAAGGACGACUCAUUCCUUAACCUGACCCGACAUCUCGAAGACCUUGAGCAGGGCAAGCCUGAGACUCACCGUCUCUUCUAUAUGGCUCUCCCCCCCAGUGUCUUCACCAUUGUCUCUCAGCACCUGAAGAAGUGCUGCUACCCCACCAAGGGUAUUGCGCGCGUUGUUAUUGAGAAGCCUUUCGGCAAGGACCUUGCCAGCUCCCGCGAGCUGCAGAAGUCUUUGGAGCCCGACUGGAAGGAGGAUGAGCUCUACCGCAUUGAUCACUACCUCGGCAAGGAGAUGGUCAAGAACAUUCUUAUCCUCCGCUUCGGCAACUCCUUCUUCGGUUCCACCUGGAACAGACAGAACAUCGACAACGUUCAGAUCUCCUUCAAGGAGCCCUUCGGCACCGAGGGCCGUGGCGGCUACUUCGACGAGUUUGGCAUCAUCCGCGACGUCAUGCAGAACCACUUGCUUCAGGUUCUCACCUUGCUCGCCAUGGAGCGUCCUAUCUCCUUCGCCUCUGAGGAUAUCCGUGACGAAAAGGUCCGCGUUCUCCGCGCCAUGACCGCCAUUGAGCCCAAGAACGUCAUCAUCGGCCAGUACGGCAAGUCUUUGGACGGCAGCAAGCCCUCAUACAAGGAGGACGAUACUGUCCCUAAAGAUUCCAGGUGUCCCACUUUCUGUGCCCUCGUCGCCUACAUCAAGAACGAGCGCUGGGACGGCGUUCCCUUCAUAAUGAAGGCCGGCAAGGCUCUCAACGAGCAGAAGACCGAGAUCCGUAUCCAGUUCAAGGACGUCACCUCGGGCAUUUUUAAGGACAUUCCCCGCAACGAACUUGUCAUGCGCAUUCAGCCCAACGAGAGUGUCUAUGUCAAGAUGAACUCCAAGCUGCCUGGUCUCAGUAUGCAGACUGUGGUUACCGAGCUUGACCUGACCUACCGUCGCCGCUUCUCUGAUCUCAAGAUCCCCGAGGCCUACGAGUCGCUGAUUCUGGACUGCCUCAAGGGCGACCACUCCAACUUCGUCCGCGAUGACGAGCUGGAUGCCAGCUGGAGAAUCUUCACUCCUCUUCUCCACUACCUGGACGACAACAAGGAGAUCAUUCCCAUGGAAUACCCCUAUGGAUCCCGUGGCCCCGCAGUUCUCGAUGACUUCACUUCUUCCUAUGGAUACAAAUUCAGUGAUGCGGCCGGAUACCAGUGGCCUACAACCUCUGCUCAAGCUGCCCCCAACAAGUUCUGAGCACCUACACCCCUAUCAUACCAACUCCAAUACAAAAACAACCCAUGCCUCAGCCAUGUAUCUGCGAUAUCCCCUGCACUACUACUUUUGCUGCAUGCGCAACGUAUUAUAUCCAUCGACGGGAGGGUGCCAAUCUCAAAGGAGAUCACAUAAACAAGGGAAGCCAGGGGGAAACCUACGGGCGAAUACUGGUAGGAAGAUGGAAUUUUCCUUGCUUUACUUGGCUGGGUCAAGGAGGAUAGAAAAUCAAUGAGAUUCACGUUUCCAAU